This is a messenger RNA of Centruroides sculpturatus (bark scorpion), 2091 nucleotides long. RefSeq names its product leucine-rich repeat neuronal protein 3-like. Gene Ontology annotation, molecular function: protein binding. The coding region runs from base 161 to 1570 and encodes 469 amino acids. The record is from RefSeq and is a predicted model, not a curated record. NCBI's taxonomy places the organism in Eukaryota, Metazoa, Arthropoda, Arachnida, Scorpiones, Buthidae. The transcript has 3 exons.
UGCUUAGUAAAGAGCUGAUAAGACAUGUUGCUACAUUGUAGGUGCGUCAUUUUACCUUUGCACAGAUUUAGAGAGAAUAAUAGAUAUCGACAAUAGAAAAUCGUCCUUUUUCUAGUGCUUUUCAACAGCAGUUCCACCAUUGUCGGAAUUAUUGAUAAAAAUGAAGUUUGUGAUCUCGUUUCUGCUUCUGCCAUUUUGCACAGUUUGGAGUUAUAAAUCUGUGAGUAGAAAUCCCUAUUACAAUUUAGAAGAUAGAGGAUACGAACGUCUUUGUAGCGAAGAGUUUAAAUGUGUAUGUCCUCACAACAGCGAAGGAAAAUUUGUAGAUUGUAUACAAUUAAACUUAGAAAAACUUCCGAAUAACCUUCUUUUUCCAGUAAAUGUAGAAUCAAUUAACUUUCAAGGUAAUCGUAUCGCUAUCAUCAACGUAAACACUUUCUACAAUGGAGCGGGAGUAAGUUUCUUAGAUUUAUCAUUUAAUCGCCUGAAUUAUAUAUCAAGUACUGCAUUUUUGGGUUUCGAAAAACUCACCCAUCUUUAUUUAUCACACAACGAAUUACAAAGUAUUCCAGUUAAUAUGUUACAAGGUCUUCAUAAUUUAAGAAUGCUGGACUUAAGUUUUAACAAAUUGCAAACCUUUCUUUCUGAUAUAUUCGAAGAUACUUCUGAAUUGAGAGAAUUGAAAUUGAAAUUCAAUCCACUAAUGAAUCUAGAUGACAUAUCUUUCGAACAUUUACCAAUGCUGGAAAAGUUGGAAUUAGAAAGCACCGGUUUAACCAUUUUACCUAGCAAUCUCUUCAAGUAUACUCCUAACCUGAAGACUUUAUCCUUAGCUAGCAACUUCUUCCAUGAAGUGCCAUCCAGAGCUCUCCAGAAUGCUGAACAAUUGCAAAUGCUCGAUAUAUCGGAAAAUUUAAUCGUAGAAGUCAAACCGAAUGAUUUUAGAGGAUUGCGAAACUUAGCAACCUUAUUCAUGAACAGGCAACGUGGAUUAAUAACCAUUAGAGAGUUUUCAUUUGGAGAUUUGGUGAAUUUACACACGUUGCAAUGUAGCUACAAUCCCGAAUUGAUGUAUAUCGAUAGCGAUGCAUUUCGAAAGAAUGGUUCGGCAUUCGCCCUUCGUUUGCAGCAAUUACAUUUGAGAGAUAAUGCGCUGGAGUAUCUUCCUCAUGAUCUCUUAUCCUGGAACGACAUACCUUAUCUAGAUUUGCGUGAAAAUCCGUGGAGGUGCGAUUGUAAUUUGCGAUGGAUGGCCGAUUAUCACCAGCAACAGAACUUUCAAGAAAACAUCAAAUGCGCUUCACCUUCAUACUACGAAAAUAUUCCAGUAUCUAAAUUAAAAGCGGAUGAUUUUGUUUGUCAAAAAUAUUAUUUUACUGAUAGUUUUCCUAUUCUUCUCAUAUUCAUAGCAUCUAUCUUAAUAGGGGUCUCAUCUUUCAUAUCUCUUGUAAUUUACUGUGUUAAGAAAGUAAAUCUAAGAUGGAGAGCAACCAGACAAAGUAAAUACAGUCUCAUAGUGCCAAAAGUAGAAAGAAUUGAUUUGGAAUGGGAUCAUAGCAUGGAUCCUUGAUAACGAGUCUUUAAAAUAUUAAAAUAAUAAUUAAAAUAAUUGAAUAAAAAAUCAAUUUUUAAUGAUACUCAAUUUUAUACAUUAUAUACUAAAAUUUUUGCUGUAUUUUUUUAAUAAAUUAAAAUAUUUUUUAAAGAUUUUUUUAAAUAAAAUUUUGAAUUUCUCCGUCUACAAAAUGUGCUAUCAGAGUAGGAAAGCUUCUCAAGUGGAGAUAAGUUUGUGUUAUAUUUUUAUAGAAGAAAUCAAUGCUGACUCAUUUUGUAUAAAAAUACACAAGAGAUAUCACAAGGCAGACAUUUUAAAAAUUUAAUCUGAUAAAAACUUACAGUAAAAUUCUACACAAUAACAUCAUCAGGCUGACAAUAUUUUUUUGAAAAAUUUCCACCAGCUUUAGGAUAUUAGACAUGUUCAGUUUCUUUACACUUCCAACAUUCCAGACAAGAAAGAUACACAAAUACUUUAAAUAUGUAAUACAGGCCUGAACAAGCACCCAUCUCCGAACAUUCUGAACACGUGAAAAA